GAGGGGAACUAUAAAACGAGCGCAUCUCCGCAUGACGUCAGCACUUUUGUUUAUUAGCUUGUUGCAGCGGGUAGUUAGCUACGUCUUGUGUCUCGACACGUCUCUGUUCUAGCAUUAGUCAUUGAGGGCUGCGUCUUGUCUUACAGUGUGUGUGGCUUCAUUGUUUAGUUAGCGGUUAGUUUCCUGACUGAAAAAUGUCGGUUAAUGGACCCGGACCCGGACCCAGACCCGGAGAAGACGCCACAGACGCGAGGCGAGACGACGGACAACGGGCGGAGGGGUCUUUGUCUACCCCCGUUGCUAUGGACGUGGAUGCUAAGCCCCACUUACGCAGCUUCAGAUACAGCCUCAAUUUCCCCAGCAAAGGCCAGUGCAUCAUCAUCAACAACAAGAACUUUGACAGAGGAACAGGCAUGAAUCAGCGAAAUGGUACCGAUGUAGAUGCAGCCAACAUGAUGAAAGUGUUUUCUAACUUGGGUUAUAAAGUGAAGAUUUACAAUGACCAGUCAGUCAAGCAGAUGGAGCAGGUUUUAACUGCUGUGUCAAAGGAAGACCACAGCAGCUCGGCCUCAUUCGUCUGUGUUCUGUUAAGUCAUGGAGAUGAAGGGAUGAUUUUUGGUACCGAUGGCUCAAUACAGCUUCAUGACCUUACAUCUCUUUUUCGAGGCGAUCGCUGCAAAUCACUGGCGGGAAAGCCCAAACUCUUCUUUAUCCAGGCCUGCAGAGGCACUGAACUUGAUCCAGGCAUUGAAGAGGACAGUGGAAACGAUGGCACUACCAAGAUCCCUGUGGAGGCGGACUUCCUCUAUGCCUACUCCACAGCCCCAGGCUACUACUCAUGGAGGAAUACUAUGACAGGGUCCUGGUUUAUCCAGUCUGUGUGCGAUAUGAUCAAUGCAUACGGAAAAGAAUUGGAGCUCCAGCACAUCCUGGUACGAGUGAACCACAAGGUGGCAGCAGAGUUUGAGUCUAUCUCCAACUCACCAGGCUUUCAUGCAAAGAAACAAAUCCCAUGCAUUGUGUCAAUGCUGAGGAAAGAGAUGUAUUUUUUUCCUUGAGUGUCUUCUCUGCAGCAGAAAACCUCAGCGUUUAGAAGAAAAGCUUGAAGAUGUGCAUGCAAGAGUGUUGGCUGUGAAUUAUUUUCGUUUACACUUUCUGACUGAAUCUGUCUUGAAAUUUCAUCCUCGAUAUUUCUGUCAUACAAAACAGCUGUUUCAUUUCAGAAGCUUGGCAUUAUAAGGUUCUCCCCGCAUAUAAUAGUUAAUAACACAUCUGGCGUUAAUAUCUUUAACCCAGUAGCUUCUGUUUUUACACAAUGAACCUUAAAAAAGGUUGUUUUUAAAACAAGUCGGUAAUUUUUAAAAAAAAAGUGAACCACUGGAAACCAUUUUAAAAUUGUCCUUAUUUGUCCUUAUAAUUUCAAGCUCAAAAUUUGGUACCAUUGGAUGCCUCUCUGCUGUUACACUAUGCAUUUCAGGGAAAUAUAGUGGGAGCCAGUUUGAUAUGAAUUUGUUUAAUCAUGAAACCAUAGCUGGGAUAAUGGCCUCCAUCAUCAACAUUUCUAUGAAUCAGCAGUUUAUUUUAACUUGAGUGUUUAUAGAAAUGAUGAAGGGCUCACGUGUAUAAUGUCUGUGCCUUUUUUUUUUAACAUUGCGUCAGUGUAGUGACAUCUGACAUGAAGGUUGCACAACCCAAAAUUAUCAUGUCAUUCUGUACAGUAGUACCUAAUGAGCUGUCUGUAACCUAAAUAUACACUUGUUCUCGGUAAGGAAAUUAGAGGUUAAAGGUCCAUAUUGUCAGUUUUAAGACUAAGAGUUUUCAUGUUUGUUUUUUUACACUAUUUUCUAAACAGGGAUUUCUCCAAUUAGUGGGCUGCUGGUUUAAUAGCAUGCAUGAGUAAAGCCAGCUAACCUGCACACAAAUGCUGUUUGAGGCGAGUCACUUUUGUGGAGUUACUUGUACUUUGAAUACAACUUUACAUUUCACACUUAAA
Messenger RNA from Monopterus albus (swamp eel), 1993 nucleotides. It is a transcript of the gene casp3a, whose product is annotated as caspase 3, apoptosis-related cysteine peptidase a. Gene Ontology annotation, molecular function: cysteine-type endopeptidase activity. Lineage: Eukaryota; Metazoa; Chordata; Actinopteri; Synbranchiformes; Synbranchidae. Bases 195 to 1058 code for a protein of 287 amino acids. Gene Ontology annotation, biological process: neuron differentiation; erythrocyte differentiation; positive regulation of neuron apoptotic process. Gene Ontology annotation, cellular component: cytoplasm; death-inducing signaling complex. The transcript has 6 exons. The record is from RefSeq and is a predicted model, not a curated record.